AUGGUUGUAACACCUGUAUCGGCGGCAUAUAGGACUUUUAACCGCAAAGGUUCCAUUGGCUGCCAUAAUGAUAGAAACUUGUUUUUACGUUUGUAUCACGAUGGUUUACCGGAACAAGCUCGCACGUAUUUUAAGUGGAGCGAUGUAUUGCGGCCGCACGAUGAGACGCGAAACGAUGCCGGCGCGCGAAUCCCGUUGGGACGGACACCAUUACCGCCCACCUCACUGCGCACGCGUAUAAAAACCGACCUCGACACAAAGAUGUCGCUCUAUGAUAACAUUCGAUGGACAGUUCACAAUGCCGCCUUCUCGCUAUCAGCUUCUCUGAGUAGC
Messenger RNA from Brenthis ino (lesser marbled fritillary), 333 nucleotides. NCBI's taxonomy places the organism in Eukaryota, Metazoa, Arthropoda, Insecta, Lepidoptera, Nymphalidae. The record is from the annotation of a GenBank genome assembly.